Columba livia (rock pigeon) is the source of this 1343-nucleotide messenger RNA. RefSeq names its product cytosolic beta-glucosidase. Gene Ontology annotation, molecular function: beta-galactosidase activity; beta-glucosidase activity; glycosylceramidase activity. Gene Ontology annotation, biological process: glycosylceramide catabolic process; carbohydrate metabolic process. NCBI's taxonomy places the organism in Eukaryota, Metazoa, Chordata, Aves, Columbiformes, Columbidae. The record is from RefSeq and is a predicted model, not a curated record. Gene Ontology annotation, cellular component: cytosol.
AUGACUUUUUGCCUGGUGGCUAAAGGAUUUAUGUUGAAGGAUAUUGCUUUUCCAGUUGGAUUUGCUUGGGGUGCAGCUACAGCGGCAUAACAAAUUGAAGAAGGCUGGAAUGCAGAUGGAAAGGGCCCUAAUGUCUGGGACACAUUCACCCAUCAGGGAGGAGAUCGAGUUUUCAAGAGCCAGACUGGUGAUGUAGCUUGUGGCAGCUACACUCUGUGGGAGGAAGAUUUGAAAUGUAUCAAACAGCUUGGAUUGACUCAUUAUCGCUUUUCUCUUUCCUGGUCACGUCUGUUACCUGAUGGGACGACAGGUUUCAUCAACCAGAAAGGAGUCAAUUAUUACAGCAAAAUCAUUAGUAACCUGGAAAUGCCAUCCUGUUCCCUAUAUCACUUUGGCUUACCUCAGUCCUUAGAAGAUGAAAGUGACCGGAGAUCUGAAAAGAUCAUUGAGACCUUUGAUAUUCAUGUAAAGUAUUGCUUCAGAACAUUUGGAGACUCAGUGAUCACUAUUAAUGAUCCUUAUGUUGUUGCUAUAGGUGGUUAUGAAAUGUAUAGCCCCAGCAUUGAUAUCAGAGAUUACAAGGCAGUUUAUAAUGUGAUAAAAACUCACGCUAAAGCUUGAGACAGUCGCAUAUUUGGAUAAAACAAUGUGAACUUGUGUCUAUAACUUUGAACUUGGAUUAGUAGAACUUCUACAAAUUCUGUAGCAGACCGAAAAGCAACUGAAGGGUACCCGUCCUUUACCUUGGAUGGGUUUGUCAGGACAAUAUUUACUGAUGGUGAAUAUCCAGCCAUCAUGAAGUCCUGGAUUUCCGCAGUGUAUUCAAAGCAAGGUAACUUAUCAUCAAGGAUUCUGGAAUCCACUAAAGACAUAAAAAUCAGGAUCAUGGGUACUGAUGACUUCUUUACUCCGAACUCAGUAAGGCUUUCCUGGCAUGCAUCUACUCCUGGCAAUGGAACGUGUGGUGACUGCCAGUGCCAAGGGGACACAUGUAAUAACUCUAUAAUUUACAUCACUGAGAAUGGGUUUUCCCAAAGUGACCCUGCUCUACUUGAUGACAGUCAACGAUGGGAGUAUUUCAUGCUGAUUUUACAGGAAAUUUUAAAAGGUACCAUUUUAAAUGACGAGAGAUCAAUUGUGCAAACUUAAUAUAAUUUUUUUGGUGCUUAUUUGCAUUCAGCGAUGGCCAAUGAUUCUGGAAGCUCAAACUCAUGUAAAUCAGAAUGAACUGAUGUGAUUAGAAAAAAAAAAAAAAAACAACCACAAACUGUUUAGCUGAAAGAAAACCAAGUAAUUUUAAACUUGCUCCCUUGUCUAGGGGUGGAAACAGAUUAAAAGGUGCU